This is a messenger RNA of Glossina fuscipes, 1051 nucleotides long. RefSeq names its product multifunctional methyltransferase subunit TRM112-like protein (gene Trmt112). The record is from RefSeq and is a predicted model, not a curated record. Bases 131 to 553 code for a protein of 140 amino acids. The transcript is spliced from 4 exons. NCBI's taxonomy places the organism in Eukaryota, Metazoa, Arthropoda, Insecta, Diptera, Glossinidae. Gene Ontology annotation, molecular function: protein heterodimerization activity. Gene Ontology annotation, biological process: tRNA methylation; rRNA (guanine-N7)-methylation; peptidyl-glutamine methylation.
AUAUAGUGAUGGCUUGCAAAAACAAAGAGAUGGCAACUAUGCUUGCUUGUUUACUUGUUUCUAUAGGCAAACAACGUGCGAAAAUAUAGUUUUUUUUAGAUUUUCGAUUGCAUUGCAUUAAUUAACUGAAAUGAAAUUAAGUACUUAUAAUUUUCUAACUUCAAAAGCAAUUAAAGGUGUGAAAGUUGGUUAUCCUUUAAAGUUAACGAUAACCAAAAAGGAUGUUGUAGAGUCUGAAUUUAACCCUGCUUUUAUCGAACGUUUAUUACCUAAACUGGAAUGGUCUACUGUACAUUUAGCAGCUCAGGCGGUUGACUUACCCGAUGACAUACCGGCUGAACAACCAGUAAACAUAGCCGGAAAUGCAGAACUUUUACAAAAAUUGCAUCAUUUACUGAUGGAAAUAGAUAUCAUAGAAGGACAGUUGGAGUGUCCAGAGACAGGACGUGUAUUUCCUAUAACUGACGAUUUUAUUUGUCUUCGGAAUAAGAGUAAUGAUUGCGUUGUCAAACUAAUGGCAAAUAAAAAAGCUAUCCAAAUGCAUGUUUACUAAAAACAAAGCAAAUGGAGAGAAGACCCGACGACGUGUGUAGCUUGUAAAGCCUCAUGUGCUUUUGUAAAAAUGCGGCCCUGUAUUAAAAUAAGCUUGUGUCAUCAAAAAAUAUGGAAUCUUUCCAUUUAGUACGUUGUGAACGAUCAGCCAAAUGGAUAUGUAGGGACAUAACAGCUUUUAAAACGACUUUUAAAUCAUCCUGGUUAUAUUGCACGAUCUUAGCUAUUAUUGUUUCAAAUUCAAGUGAAAUGAAUGUCAAAUGAAUUUUAUUUGCUUAUCGUAAGUUUGUAAGAUCGCUUUUACGAAAUUCCAUCAAUGCCGUUCACAUUAUGAUUAUGAGCUAUUGGCUAGUUUACUUUUGCUGAUUAUUUUUGUGCUUGCAGUUCAGCUUUUUGUCCUUUACACACAGGUUGAUAAAGAAAAUCCAAAUCGGGGAGAAGUAAUUUAUUGAUUAAUUUCGUUUCUUUAUUUUAAUUAUUUAUCAUUUUAGCAUAAUUU